Messenger RNA from Callorhinchus milii (elephant shark), 2862 nucleotides. It is a transcript of the gene gfra1a, whose product is annotated as gdnf family receptor alpha 1a. NCBI's taxonomy places the organism in Eukaryota, Metazoa, Chordata, Chondrichthyes, Chimaeriformes, Callorhinchidae. The transcript is spliced from 9 exons. Gene Ontology annotation, biological process: nervous system development. The record is from RefSeq and is a predicted model, not a curated record. Gene Ontology annotation, cellular component: signaling receptor complex; external side of plasma membrane. Gene Ontology annotation, molecular function: signaling receptor activity. The coding region runs from base 67 to 1620 and encodes 517 amino acids.
GGGGGGGGGUGGGGGUGGGUUGUGUUUGGUGUCCAUGGCCAGAAAUAACAAGGAUCUGAUCUGGGAAUGAUUGGCAUCGUUGGUCAGUGUGACAAAGUCCUGAAUGUGAACCCCCCAACAAAGCUCAUUUCGCCUUCUCUUCCUGAGCUUCAGCAGAAGCUGUUGUUUUUAACAAAAAAACACCCAGGAAAAAAAAUCCCACACGAGAUGAUUUCUGCAGCUUUGUAUGUCGUUUUGCUUUUGAUAGAUGUGAUAGCUCAGACGGCAGGUGUCAACAACAACCGUGUGGAUUGUGUAAAAGCUAAUGAACUGUGUACCAGCGACUCCAGCUGUAGCAGCAAGUACCGGACAUUCAGGCAAUGCCUAGCCGGGAGUUCCAGCAUGGUGACGGGACCCCAAGCCAAGAACGAGUGCAUCAACGCAAUGGAAGCUCUCCAGCAAAGCCCCCUGUACGACUGCAGGUGUAAAAGAGGCAUGAAAAAUGAGAAGCGAUGCCUCCGAAUAUAUUGGAGCAUUCACCAAAGUUUCAUGCAUGGCGAUGAUCUUUCGGGUUCUCCCUAUGAACCAGUGAACAACAGACUAUCAGACAUAUUCAGAGCUGCCUCCAUUCUCUCAGGAGCGGAACCGCUGGGCACAAGAGGAAACAACUGUUUGGACGCGGCCAAGGCUUGCAACUUAAACGAUAACUGCAAAAAAUUCCGAACCACGUACGUCUCUCCCUGCACCACUCGGAUAUCAGCCUCGGAGAUCUGCAACCGGAGAAAGUGCCACAAGGCUCUCCGACACUUUUUCGACCGGGUCCCCCCGAAGUACAGCUACGGGAUGCUGUUCUGCUCCUGCAGGAACACAGCCUGCACCGAAAGGAGACGGCAGACGAUUGUGCCUAUUUGCUCGUAUCAGGAGAAAGAGAAGCCGAACUGCUUGUCUCUGGCUGAAUCCUGCCAGACAAAUUACAUCUGCAGGUCACGGCUUGCGGAUUUCUUCACAAACUGUCAAUCAGAGUCACGGACUGUGAGCGGGUGCUUGAGGGAGAACUAUGCUGGCUGUUUGCUUGCUUACACAGGACUCAUAGGAACGUUCAUGACCCCAAACUACAUCGACUCUCAAAGCAUCAGUGUGGCGCCUUGGUGCUCCUGUAGUGGCAGCGGGAACCGCAAAGAGGAUUGUGAUGAAUUACUCAAUUUCUUCAUGCACAACAGAUGUUUUCAAAACGCCGUGCAGGCAUUUGGCAACGGUACGGACGUGAAUCUUUGGCAGCACAUGCCUCCUGCGCAGACCACGACACCGUUUAGGCUGAAUGACACGCCGCAGUCCAACACCGAGCCAGCCAGCCAGAGCAACGCAAUCAACACAGCGAACGAUCCCAGCGUCAUUCCCAUCUGUGCAAAUCUACAGGCACAGAGACUACAUUCCAACGCAUCAGUCAGUCAGGAGCUUUGCAUCUCAGAGACACCAAUCACGGCUUCAAAGGAGGAGACUGUCGACGUACAGCCCAAAGGACGCACGUCUCCAGAUAGUUCAUCUGCUUCCAGUAUCGGGAUCCGUGUCAGUGAAGUGCUGUGUCUGAUCACCAUAGUACAUUCAGCCUUUCAUUGCUUCUACUCGUCAGGAAUGUUAUAGACGCGUAUAAAGGGACCUGUAUAAAAAAAGUCCGUUCCCUGUUCAUUUAAUUUUUCAAAAUUUCUAAGAUUACAGACUAAUUUCGAGGCACCUUGCCAAAGGAGAUUCGUAGUAACGGAGGAAAGGGGGGGGGGUGAGUGGGUGGUGAGGAGGCGGUGGAGGGGAGGUGGGGGAAGGAGAGCCUGUUGGUGAGAAUUAGAGGCUGUGUGUGAUACUUGAUGCUCUGUUACAUUCCAGACAAAAGGUUUCUAGGCAUGUGGAGGGGAUGAGCCAGGGUUUAAUUACGGCUGUACUUGCUUUUUGCCCCAGUCUUAAACUGGGAACUCAAAAGCAGCUUUUGUUGGAUCCUAUGUGUAUUGUCCAUGUGUACUGCUUUAUUUAACCUGGCAAGUUAUGUACAGUACAGCAGGAAUGUCAUGUUGUGUCCACUGAGACCGCUGUCAUUCGGGAAGAGUUUUCACCUGAGGAGCAGGGGCCGAGCAGAGCAGAGAGACUUCCUGUUGCUUUUUAUUAUCCCUCUUUUGGUUUGUUGGAUUGCUACAGACCUUUUUAAAUCUUCCGCUAUACGUCCACACCCCCCUCCCCCCCCCCUGUAAUGUUUAUGUAAAUGGAUGCACUCAUCACAGAGGAAAUGAAAAACACAUUAAUCCACGACACGACACAUACCAUUGUAAAUGUCUGCCAUUUUACGUUAAACAAGAAGCUCAAAAUGUGUGGUGUGCUUACGAUUCUCUGAAGAGUGUUACUCGCAAAAUUGUAAAUGACAAGAGUUUUAAAAUGCUAGCCUUAAACCAAGGAAGUGUGAAUUUCUAUAAACAACCAUCUUUGAAAUACUUAGCGAACAACAAUGUUAUGGCUAAUGAACCAACCUUACCUAUAUUGCAGCAAAAUACAGCUUGGGUGACGAUAACUAAAGCUGAAGAACCCUGUGAUGUUAGCAAAGCGUUCUUGUGGGUUACUAACACAUGUAAUACUGUCUUGUAGCAAAUAUCCCAGUGGUUGGCAAGCUUUCAGCUGGCAAGCGGUGCGAAGAGGUACAGAGCACAUUGUUGUAAUUUGUCAAACUGGGUUCUGUUGAGCCCAGGUUCGUGGAAGGAAAAGUACGAAUCAAAUUGCCUGAAUUUUUAAGCAGAAAUAAAGAGGAAGGGAUCGCUUGCUUGUGAAUUACAGUGAGACUGAAAAUAAUGGAAAACACAUGUCAUAUUUUACAAUGGAACAUUAAAAUAUGUUUACACAUCCAAA